This is a messenger RNA of Spodoptera frugiperda (fall armyworm), 1472 nucleotides long. RefSeq lists its product as uncharacterized. The transcript is spliced from 2 exons. Bases 33 to 1280 code for a protein of 415 amino acids. The record is from RefSeq and is a predicted model, not a curated record. NCBI's taxonomy places the organism in Eukaryota, Metazoa, Arthropoda, Insecta, Lepidoptera, Noctuidae.
ACCAGCUAUUUGAUAUUAGUAUCAAAAUCAAUAUGGCACCGUACAAUUUCGAAGGAGAUUUCGGUAACCUGACCGAUAAACAAAUAGAGUUCAUAAAAAAAGUGAUAGAAGAACAAGAUUUGAAAGUAAAUAAAGUAGUCUUCAAACCAGUUGGGCAAGCUGGAGACAAUUUCGUUGCGAGUGUGAUGAGAAUCAGCAUAGAAGGAGACAAUGGAAGCAUGAAGAUGGUUAUAAAAAUUGCACCGGCAGAUGAAAAGACUCGUAACACUGUUAAAGCUGAUCUAUUGUUCCAUAAUGAACAUGUCAUGUAUACUGAGGUCCUACCUAAGCUAGUGGCUUUGCAGAAAGAAGUAGGUGUACCAGAAGAAGAACAUCUAAGAUACGCAAAAUGUUACGGAUCAAUGAACGAAGCACCUUAUGAAGUGAUACUAUUAGAAGAUCUAAAUGAAUCAGAUUUUAAAAUGUUAAACAAAUUUGACUCUCUAUCAGAUGAGUGUGUCAGAAGCAUUUUAAAGAACUUUGCAAUACUGCAUUCUGUAUCUUAUGGUUUGAAAAAGAAACAACCAGAAACAUUCGAAUCUUUCAAAAGUAAAUUAAUAGAUGUUUGGACUGUAAAUUUUUCGACAAAUGAAGCUAGAUCUUAUUUUGAACUACUUGAGAGUGCAAUAUUGGCUAACCUUGAUGAAGAGGAUCACAAAACUAAAUUCAAAAGUAAUUUUAUGGAUAUACUGAAGCUGCCAAUACAGUUAGCAAAGGACAGAGAUUGUAAAUAUUCUAUAGUACAACAAGGCGAUGCUUGGACAAAUAAUAUUAUGUUUAAAUUUUCGGAGGACAAACUAGAACAGUCAGUAAUGAUUGACUACCAAGGAUCCAAGAUUAGUAAUCCAGUGGGCGACAUCCUCUACAUGAUCUUCAACUGCGCAGACCACGAGACCAGGUCUAAAUACUACUACGACUGGAUAGACUAUUACCACACCGAACUAGACAGAUGCUUAUCCUAUUAUGACCUGAAAGUAAACUAUGUCUACCCAAGAGACCGUUUAGACGCAGACUUAAGGAGAUAUGGAAAAAUCUCUUUCGGACUAUCUGCUAUGUUAACCUACGUUUUGUUGAGAGAUACGAAGGAAGCUGGAGAAAUGUUAGAAUCCUUUAAGAGUGGUGAUCCGAAUGAUGUCUUAGAGUUGAUGGGAACCCAACCAUUACAGGGCGAAACUGCUAUUCGUACGAGAAAACGGAUAGUAGGACUCAUUGACAGUUUUAGUCAAUUUGGAUUAUUAUAAAUCGAAAGCCGUAUAAAAUAUAAGUAUAGUAUAGAGGAUUAUUAUAUACCUGAAUUCUUAAGUUCUAGUUAAGAAAAAUGGCGAUAGACUUAAUUAAUGCAUUGCUCUUUGGUUUAGAUAGACAUACCUUUGACAAUAAUUAAUAGUACCUGAUGUUUACUUUUAUGUUCAAAUAAAAAGUAAAAUAAAUUA